Messenger RNA from Cygnus atratus (black swan), 5373 nucleotides. It is a transcript of the gene SEPTIN11, whose product is annotated as septin 11. The transcript is spliced from 10 exons. The coding region runs from base 289 to 1407 and encodes 372 amino acids. Lineage: Eukaryota; Metazoa; Chordata; Aves; Anseriformes; Anatidae. The record is from RefSeq and is a predicted model, not a curated record. Gene Ontology annotation, molecular function: GTP binding; molecular adaptor activity; GTPase activity. Gene Ontology annotation, cellular component: cell division site; septin complex; septin ring. Gene Ontology annotation, biological process: cytoskeleton-dependent cytokinesis.
CGUUUUGCCUGGAAGAUAAAUGUUCGUUCCCACUCUCUGCAGCCACUUCGGAAUUGUCAGAUUUUGCUGACUUCCCUCUUCCCAGAAGAAUGCGACUGUAUCCUUUUUCUCCAUCCUCCUGCUGCGCUGCUGCAGCCUGCCAAUAGCGAUGACCUUAGGAACCUGUCCCUCUCCGGCCAUGUGGGCUUCGACAGCCUCCCUGAUCAGCUGGUCAACAAGUCAACGUCACAGGGCUUCUGCUUCAACAUCCUCUGCGUGGGUGAAACUGGCAUCGGCAAGUCAACGUUGAUGGACACUCUGUUCAACACGAAGUUUGAAAGUGAGCCUGCGACACACAACGAGCCUGGCGUGAGAUUGAAAGCCAGGAGUUAUGAGCUCCAGGAGAGUAAUGUCCGUCUGAAGCUGACUAUUGUUGACACGGUUGGAUUUGGUGAUCAAAUUAACAAAGAUGACAGCUACAAGCCCAUAGUAGAAUACAUCGAUGCACAGUUUGAAGCCUACUUGCAAGAAGAGCUGAAGAUCAAGCGAUCCCUGUUCAAUUACCACGACACCAGAAUUCACGCCUGCCUGUAUUUCAUUGCACCAACUGGACACUCGCUGAAGUCUCUGGACUUGGUCACCAUGAAGAAGCUUGACAGUAAGGUGAACAUCAUCCCCAUCAUUGCCAAGGCUGACACCAUCGCAAAAAACGAGUUGCACAAGUUCAAGAGUAAAAUCAUGAGCGAGCUGGUCAGCAACGGUGUCCAGAUCUACCAGUUCCCGACGGAUGAAGAGACAGUGGCCGAGAUAAAUGCCACAAUGAGCGUCCACCUUCCAUUCGCUGUAGUUGGCAGCACUGAAGAAGUGAAGAUUGGCAAUAAGAUGGCCAAAGCCAGGCAGUACCCCUGGGGCGUUGUGCAGGUCGAAAAUGAAAAUCACUGUGACUUUGUGAAGCUGCGGGAGAUGCUGAUCCGAGUGAAUAUGGAGGACUUGAGAGAGCAGACACACACCCGACACUACGAGCUGUACAGGCGCUGCAAGCUAGAAGAAAUGGGAUUCAAGGACACGGAUCCAGACAGCAAGCCUUUCAGUCUCCAAGAGACUUACGAAGCAAAGAGGAACGAGUUCCUGGGUGAACUCCAGAAGAAGGAGGAUGAAAUGAGGCAGAUGUUUGUCAUGAGAGUGAAGGAAAAGGAAGCAGAAUUGAAAGAAGCUGAGAAAGAUCUCCAUGAAAAGUUUGACCAUCUAAAGAGGACUCACCAAGAAGAGAAGAAAAAAGUGGAAGACAAAAAGAAGGAGCUUGAGGAAGAGCUGAACAACUUCCAAAAGAAGAAGGCAGCAGCUCAGCUAUUACAGUCACAGGCUCAGCAGGCAGGUUCUCAACAAACCAAGAAAGACAAGGACAAGAAAAAUGCAAGCUUCACAUAAAGCCUGUCAAGCCAAGGAUGUUCCUGCAUUCACCUGCUUUUGCAGUAAUGUGUCUCUGCCAUCUGUUUUUUGUUUUUGUUUUUUAACAUGAAUAACUAUUAACUCAUCUAGUAACAUAGGGGGAACAAGAAGGAAGAAGGGUUGGGUACAGGACUGUGUGCCUCUGGAAAUUCCAGGCGGGUGGGGGUGGAAGCAAAACGAUACCAUGUAUUUUCCUGGGCAAAACCAGCAGCGAUAAAUCUUUUUUGGCACCAGAUCUGAACUGAGAGUCAGGGCUGGAGGUCAGCAGCUCCGGGUGAGUGUCAUUGUGCCUACCCAGCUCUCGGAGGGCCAGCUGCCGUAGCCCUGUGCUGAAGGGGUCCCUGGUCCACAGAAACCAGCCUCAGGGAUUUAUUGCUGUCUGAGGGUUACAGCUGGGUUCCUGCUGUGGCUAAACCCUGAAGUUUAGUCCGACCCAUAUCGCUUCAGGAGCGAGUGUGUUAGAGCAAAACUUGUCCCACUGUUGGGGAGGGAGGGGGGUAUGUGUGUGUAGAUAACAAAAGUUUAACUGACCUUGCAUGCCAUUACAUUUGCAUGAUUUAUUUUUUUGAUUAGCUACUGUUUUUGUUGUCUGACCAGAUAAUAUUUGUUGGCCUGGGUUUGUUGUCACGUGCUGGCAUAUUUUUACAGCCACCCUUCCAGGUCAGUGUAGUGUCUGCUUGCUGAAUGCUGCGGUGGGAACCGAACAGCGCUGCAGGUGCCUGGAACAGGGACCAUUUCUCAUUCCUACUUUCCAUGCAUUACUUCCCUGACCAUAACCUCUGAAACCUCACUUAAAAUAGUGCCAGGUUUCCAGUGUGCCUGAUCUUGGCAAGACUUAGCAGUGCUUAGGGAAUCAAAUGCGCAGGCAGAGGAAGGCGUGUACCCUUCAACAUCCUCUUGCUGCCUUCAGGAGCAUUCCUGCACACAUAUAAAUACAGACCCGCAUAUUUACAACAUCCAGGUUUUCAAGUCAAGGGAAUCCCAUUUUACUGGCCAAACACUGGUUAACAUGAAAGGUUCGAAUUAGGAUCUCCAUCCCUGGAGCAACCAGGGCAGAAAAUGUGCUGCAUGCCUAGGAUGACUGCCCCGUUGCCUGAAAAGCAUCAGAAAGAUAACACCUCAAACCCCAGGGAGCUUUGCACAACAGGUUAAAAUCUGGGAGAAGUGCUUUUUCCAGACACGGAUUCAUGUUGAGGAGAGGCCAGAGGUUUGUUAAACCUAAAAGUGCCUUGGGCUUCUCACAGGGGUGGACAAAGCAGCCAAGCAGGGAGAGAGGGUGCCCGGACACACUCCUUGUGCACCCUUCCCACCGUGGGGACAGUGUCCCUUUCACAUAUCCCUUGAAAAGUGCAAAUGAGAUAUCUAACGUAAGCCAGGCUUCGCUCUUUGGCCAGCACGGUGUGGAAGUCGGUCUGUUUAAUGUUUUAUUUUCUAUGCCAUUGCUUUUUGGACAGAGUCUUUCCCUUCCUACCCAAGAAGUGGCGAGCCAUGCUUACCCUAUGACUGCUGGAUUUCUUUCUCUUCUGCUGAUGUACUGCCAGCAUUUCCACUGCUCCUAGCUAGGUAGUCUCCUGUUUCUUUCUUUAAAGCACUCCUAAAAAUAGCUCUCUCCACUUAAGUCUCACACACUGCAGUUCUUUGCUUGUUUCUGCGAUGAAAUUUCUUGCCUCUCUGAAUGUUUUUAAAAAAAAAAAAAAAAAAGUCAGAAUUAUCACUUUUCUUGAGUUUUGGGUGGGGAAAUGCAUUUGGGGUUGGCUUUUGGGUCUUUCUGCUUUUUAACCCUCACUGCCUAAACAUGGCUUUGGGAAGAGGAUAUCUAAAUACAGUGUCUUGGAUAGACGGCAAAAAUCAGAGAUGAGCAAGAUGGAAAUAAAGUAGUUGUCUUUUUAUUUUUUUUUCUUCCAAUCAUACCUCCUGGUCUUAUUAACCACGAUGUGCUUCCGUCAGGUUAAGCAGGUUUUCUAGAAGGUCAUUUAGCAAAAUAAAACUAUGGUUCUUGUGGCUUCUGUCAAACCUAACUUUAAAACCUUGAGUUAUCAAGGAAGAAAUCUGUUUGCUGGCAUGGAUUUUUUACGAUCCCAUCAUAUGCUCCUGUCUCAAGCCUGAAUGCUUGUGGCAAUAUGUUUUGCUUCAGCUGUGUCUGUGCAUGUCCUCUUUUUAAUUACCAGCAUUUUGUGCCAAGUAAAAAACUUAAUUUUAACGUGUAUUUGUCCUGCUUCAUUUAACAGCCUUUCCAAGGGAUGUUUGGCAGGGGAGAUCAGCCGAGUCUAGCCGUUUUUCUUUUCUGACAGAAAGCCAUGGCCAAGUGCAUUAAUGUAUUUUUGAUUGGGUUUCUUCCUCCAGCAAAAAGCAAGCUGUUUUGGAGAAACUGGGAAUAACCAUAAACUUGCAAAAGUGAAAGGUAUUGUUUUGUUUUCUUCUCCAAAGGAGGAGUUAAUAAUGACUUUUUUCUCCUCAAAACCCCAGGCCAUGUUUAGCUGGUUAUUGCUGCACUUCUUUCCUUUACUUAUGCCUUUUUUCACAGUAGUCCGUGGUUCUGCAUGGAGUAAAUGAUACUCUCAAAUCUAUUUGGAUGUGCUUUCACCUUUGCACGUAAGUACAGUAGUAAGAGACUCACCCUUUCUGCUCACUACUAACGUGAGUAAACCAGGUGUGUUUUGCUGAGGACUUCUUUUAAGUCCACUUACGUACAAGUGGCAUUGUUAAAACUAUUUUAAAACUUCCUGUAAUAACCUGUUUUUGCUGAGAUUUUGGAAAAAAAAAUAGCCAUAGGAACAUGACAUCCAUCUGCUGUUGAAUGUCUAAAGUUACCCUGCAUAGCUUCCCUGCACGCCUCAAUCUUGCAAAUCGGCUGGUGAAACUGGGGCUAGACGGCUGCAUGGUUGCAUUGCUCAUGAAGCAUUGCAAGCUUUAAUGUGCCAUUAGACAACGAUGAUAACUAGCUGAUGAUGCUGCAUGUCCCUAAUAAGGUGGAUUUCAAACCUGAGAGUAAAACAAACUAGCAGGAAAGCACACAGGCAUGUGUGUUUCUGGGACGAUGAUGUUCCCUAGGCAUGGGACAAACCCCAGAAGAGAAAAAGGAACAAAAUCCAGGUUGUUGAGAGGGGCCACAACUGCUCUGUAGAGGUGGGCAUGCACGUGUCCGGCAGUCCACUGAGAAGGUGGACAUCACCCAGUAGCUCUCUGGGAAGGCAGGAAGGCGCCCUUCAAGCUCAGGGUCACUGACUGCAUCUCCUUGCUGCGCUGCAGCCUGUGGUGCCGCUGAGGAGUGGGGAAAGCAGCAAAUGGCACCUGCCCCCAGCUCCUCUGCAGCCCGAAACCUGCAAUGCGUGUUGCACCCUCGCUGUGUGUGCUUCUGGCAGCUCAAAGUCGUGCCAAGGAGAUUUAUAUCUCUGUGUCUCUUUAAGCAUGCCCUUAUUUAACAUCACCAGUUUUUCUCCAGGUAGUUCUAAUUCUGCUUCUCCUAAAACAUCCGAGUGAGAAUGGAAAUGUCUUUUUGUGUGUGAUCAUAUCAGAUGUGUCCAUUUGACUCCAGUUACCAUUUGCCCUUCUAAGGUGUUAGAAGCGUGUGUUUCUGUCUCUUCUCCAAGGACCCUGGUUGCAUUUGCAGUACACGAUAUCCAUGACACUCUCAUCAGCGUGUAUCAGCAUGGGACUAUACAAAUAUGAAGGGUUUUUUAAUUAACAGAAAAUAAAGCUGUGAACAGCGGUAGAAAUAUUGUAUUUGUAUACAUUUUUAAUAUCCUGAUUGCCUUAAACUAUAGAUGUAGAACUUUAUUACCUUGCUAUUUGAAAGUAACCCAUGUUUGUAACUAAAUAAUUGUGUAACCUACAUACAGUGUUAAUGCAAAUUAUAUGUAUGCAUCUGUUAGAUAUUGUCACUUUAUUUGAUGUUAAAGUAUUUCUUUUUUUUUUUUUUGAAUUACAAAUUGAAUAAUAACCUCA